Asparagus officinalis (garden asparagus) is the source of this 1616-nucleotide messenger RNA. RefSeq lists its product as uncharacterized. The coding region runs from base 687 to 1616 and encodes 309 amino acids. Lineage: Eukaryota; Viridiplantae; Streptophyta; Magnoliopsida; Asparagales; Asparagaceae. The record is from RefSeq and is a predicted model, not a curated record. The transcript is spliced from 4 exons.
AAUACACGUAUUUGAAAUCCCACCCUCACCCUUCGUAUUUACCAAAUCCAAAUCCGGACCCGACGACUCCCCCGAUCCCGACUCCUCCUCCCUCUCGUUUCUCAGCGGCGAUCCCUCUCGUUUCUCAGCGGCGAUCUCGAAUCUCCAGGUAUCUCUCCUCUCUCCUCUCUCCCCCUCUCCUCUCUCCCCUUCUCCUCUCUCGUCUCAACGCAGGGAUCUCUCUUUGUAUUUUGAAACCCUAGAUCUGAUCUGAGUUUGCUUUUCUCUGUUGUAGCUUUUUUUCAAUUUCUGCAGUUUCUGAUCUGGGUACUCUUUAUAUCUCGAUCUCUUCCGUUAAAAUUGUCUGUUCUCUAUGCUAAUGGGUGCCUGCCUUAUGUUCGAUUUUAUGCCAUAUGAAUUUUUUUUUGAUAAACCAAGUUACGUACUGGUUGAUGAUUGAGUGACUGUUGCCUUUUGUUGUUUGGUACUGUAAUUUGGGAGAAUAUGUGUACACAUGCACUCCCAUAUAAAUAAUUCUAUUUGCCUGAAUAUAGAACUCAAAACCCAUACUUGAAGGGAAAAGAAAUCGGAUCCAGAUAGAAUAUGGAUAUUUACAUGAAGAUAGGAAGUUAAUUUAUUCUUUUGUAAGUAUAAAAGAUUUGAGUCAUGAAGAUUUGGAUUCAACAGAUGAGUUCUAGUUGUUAAAAAUGGUAAAUGAUGAAAGGGAUUCAAGGAUCCAACUUAAACGUACAAGGGAAGAAUUUGAGAGGAGAGAGGAUGAUGACAUUAUUAUGGUAGUGGUCAGUUUUAUAGUUGCUGCCAUUGGUGCUUGGUACUAUACAAAGCACAUGUUGAAGGAGAGUUCAAGAACACACGAAGAAGAGGAUGAAAGGACAUACCUUAGAAAGUCUUGGAUUCGAAAUCUUAUUUGCAAUGCAAAUAACUGUGUUGAACAACUAAGGAUGAAUCCUCAAGCGUUUAAGAGGUUAUGUGAUGUUCUAUGUACUAGAGGGGGAUUAGUAGCAUCAAGAAAUGUCACGAUUGAAGAAAUUGUCGCUAUGUUUUUGCAUAUUUUAGCUCAUAAUGUAAAAAAUAGGACAAGCAAGACAGAUUUUUAUCGUUCAAAUGAAACAAUUAGUCGGCAGUUCCACAAAGUACUUCAAGCAGUCAUGAAGAUAGGAAGCCUCUAUAUUAAACAAGAAUAUACAAAUCCUAAUGAGAGAGACAUAGAGAAGUGGAAAUGGUUUGAGGAUGCUAUCGGGGCACUUGAUGGGACUCAUAUCCAAUUAACUAUUCCUUUGGAAGAUCAAAGUAGAUAUCGAAAUAGAAAAGGAGAGAACAGUACAAAUGUACUUGGUGUUUGUGAUGCCAAUUUGAGAUUUUCAUAUGUGCUACCUGGUUGGGAGGGUUCAACAUCAGAUUCUCGUGUUUUGCGUGAUGCUUUGCGUCGGCCCAAUGGCUUAAAACUUCCCUCAAAUAAAUACUUUCUUGUGGAUGCUGGGUAUACAAAUGGGCCGGGGUUUUUGGCACCUUAUCGAGGGACUCGCUAUCAUAUAAAGUCAUGGAGAGAAAAUGGUCCAAGAAACUACAAGGAGUUAUUUAACCAACGUCAUUCCUCUGCUAGAAACACAAUAUGA